Molecule: messenger RNA, 1205 nt
Organism: Drosophila busckii
Lineage: Eukaryota; Metazoa; Arthropoda; Insecta; Diptera; Drosophilidae
Exons: 2
Coding region: 200-595 (131 amino acids)
Source: RefSeq, a predicted model, not a curated record
UACGUGCUUCGCUUCGCUGAGACACGGCCCGCAACUUCGGGCGGCAACCGGAGGCUCGCCACAUCGUCCAAAAAUAGGCAACGCAUUAUAUUGUUGUGUUUAUGCAUAAUUUGCGCAGUUGCCACCACAUGCGCGAGGCAAACAGUUAACAAUUUAUUUUGCACAAGCAUGCCAGACUAAUAAUUGGCCUUACAGCAUAAUGGACAGAACAGGCUAUCAGGACAUAAGCGCUUUGGAAAAAUCGGUGGCCAAUGCGGGCACGCAGCUGUAUACUAUGGCGCACAAGCUGCAUGCGGUGGAGCGUAGUCUGGACCAAACGACAAUGGAGCAAAUGGAUGAGAUGGAGGUCAUGGAGCUGCUAGAGUCAAUGACCGAGGUCAAGAAUGAAUACCAAAACCUGCGCAAGGACAUACAAGAAGUGCAACAAUUGCAACGUGACGUCAGUACCUCCAUACGCUUUCAAAUGAGUCACAUGCAACAAACCUUUCAAAUGCUCAAGAAGCGCAUUGCAAGCUCACAGCAAAAGAAACAGCAGCAACAACAACGUCAAAGAGAUAAACACCAGGGCAACACUUUGGCAGCGGGCGAGCAUUAAAAUUAAAAUUGGAUGGGUUACUUUGCUAGCCAAUUAAUGAAUUUGUUUUGAUUUGGAUAGCUUUUUACCUGCGGCACAAGGAUAUGCGUGUCUAUAGUUAAAUGACUGGAAACCUGUUGCAAAACAAACUUAUAAAUUAACGUUCGUACAUUGUAAUCGUGUCAAAUAGUGAAAUUCUUCAAAAUCAAUACUUUUUCUACUUACAUCCAUACAUACAUAUAUACAUAUACAAUGCAUAAAUCAACUAGAAACUAUGUAAACAAUGCUACAACAAUUUAAUAUCACAAGCCAAACAUACACAAAAAAUAACUUUUGUACGCAAAAAUGUAUUUACUCAUAGCUCAACCUUUACACGAACACCUUUUUGUAUCAUAACUCGUAAUACUUUAUGAUGCAAAUCCAAAAUGUCUGAUACUAAUACCAUUUGAGAAAAAUGCACUUUUUCAAACAAAAUAUUUGCCUUAAAACACCUUGUUAUACUAAUUUUUUAUAUACACAUGUUUUGAAAUUGAACUGUAGCUUAUCAUUUCUAUUACAAUGAUAGGCAAGCGCAAUCUGUUUUGACCUUUUUAUAUUUGUUGUUAAAAAUUAUGUGUACAUUUUAGGCCAC